AUGUGUUAUUUCGAUCAAACCCGUUGGACCUGCGGCUACUGGAGAUGGGGCCAUUUCCGUCAGCAGUGCAACAAAGAGUAUCGUAUGGGCGAGACCUGUGGCCUCAAGCUCGUCUAUGAAACUAAGCCAGAGCAAGGUGUCUGCAAGUUGUGUCGAGACAUUGAGAAGAAGCAGCGGCGAUACGACAAAAUGUGGCGCGACGUGGAGCGCUGGCAGCGAGAGGGGGGAAAGCCUGCCACUGUCGAACGAACAAUGGGCGAGAUGCAGGAGGUACUAGGACAAAUCUAUCGCUUAAAGGAUGAGCAUGACCAUCGGCUACAGUCUCUUGGCCAGGUAUGA
Molecule: messenger RNA, 339 nt
Organism: Clonostachys rhizophaga
Lineage: Eukaryota; Fungi; Ascomycota; Sordariomycetes; Hypocreales; Bionectriaceae
Source: the annotation of a GenBank genome assembly